Messenger RNA from Nasonia vitripennis (jewel wasp), 3878 nucleotides. RefSeq lists its product as uncharacterized. NCBI's taxonomy places the organism in Eukaryota, Metazoa, Arthropoda, Insecta, Hymenoptera, Pteromalidae. The transcript has 7 exons. The coding region runs from base 264 to 3287 and encodes 1007 amino acids. The record is from RefSeq and is a predicted model, not a curated record.
CCCAGUCAGCUCAGCGGGCGCUAGUCGCGAUCGCACCUUCCUACCUGCACGAGCAGCGCGGAGACAGAGAGGCAACCUGCAGUACGCCCGGCACCUCUACGCUUUCUCUCUUGCGCAGCCAACGCACAGAGAGCAGCGAAGCGUCGUUGGGGCCAGCAGCCUGCAAUGCAGCGACCGGCGUAGAAGCCGCCUGCGCGCCUGACAGCAGUUCCAGAACGACCGAGAUAAAGAAGAGCCGCCACACGAACGGGAAGUCGGCCGAGAUGCAGACGGUGCGUCCGUGGCUGGGAGCGGCGCUCUGGGCCUGCCUCCUCUUGAGCGGCGGCCUGACCCUCCAGGACGACGACGACGGCGAGCUGGGCGCGAGCCUCAGUCAGACCAAGGCCAGCGUCAAGACGAUCGAGGCGAACAACAAUGUCGAGGACGCGCCGACGCGCGAGCACGGCAACAGCAUCGAGGAGGUCGACAGCAUCGGCCUGCCGAUCUACACGACCCUCAACGGCUCGGUGACGAACCUCAACGAGAUACUGCCAAGCAUACACCUGAACCGCACCAAGGCCUUCCUCAACUGCUCCCAGGGCAGCAUGCAGGUCGAGCUCAUGUUCCAGGAGCCCUUCUACGGGCUGGCCUACGCCGAUUUCGACCGGUAUAGCGCCUGCAUGACCAAGGGUCGCGGCCUCGACACCGCCAGGAUCGAGCUGCCCCUCAAAGGAUGCGGAACGGUGCAGGACCCGCCGCGGGUAUUCACCAACAACAUAGUGGUGCGCUUCCACCCGGCCGUCGAGAUGGAUGGCGACGAAGUCAUCACCAUUGUCUGUCGGUACCCGCCGGCCAGGGCGGAGAAACCCCUCCUGCCCGCGCCCCGAGGAGCUCCGCCACCAGCGGCGCCGGUCCUCAGCGGCCUGCACAUCCUGCUGAUGAUAUGCACGCUGCUCUUCCUUGCGCUGCUCCUGCUGGGCCUGGGCUGCUCCUACAUGUGCCUCAAGCGCCGGCCCGUUCCGAUCGUCCACCGCCAGACGUUCGCCGGCUCGGAGAUCACCAAGAUCUCCGGCUCCUCGGCCCUCAGUCGCAUGUCCAUGUUCGACGAAUUCAAGAUCCCCAGGAUCAUCGGCACGCAGCAGGUCUACGGCAGCGAGGCCCAGCUGGUCAUCGAGCACUCGGACACGUUGCCCAGCGACUACCCCAGCGAGAGCCACUCGGAGGUCGACGAGGAGCGAUCCCUGCCCGUGUCCUCGGCCGGCUCGUACGAGACCAAGGCCUUCAUCCACCAGCAGGUCGAGCAGCGCGCCUCCUCGUCCCUCUACUCGGAGACGAUCAACGAGGUGGAGAGCACGGCGGUCAGUGCGGCGCGAAUCACCAGCCAGUCGCGGCACCCCGUGGCUGUGCCCUGCGAGCCCAAGUUCGACGUGCAGAUGCGCGUGAAGCGCGCCCCGCCACCCCCGAGCCCGCUGCCCUCCGAGUCCGAGGCCAGCCUGGCGCUCGAGCGCAACCUCACGACCAUCCUUGAGCGUGAGGAGGUGAGCCGCACGAUCGAGAGCAGCGCCGGCGGCCCGCCGCGGCUGAGCAGCUUCGCCUACGCGCCGGAGCUGCACUCGCCGCCUGGCGUCGGCGGCGGCUCCAGACAGCAGACGCCCCCGGUCUACUCGCGCAUCCUGCGCAAGCAGCAGGCCGAGCAGAGCCUCACCGAGCAGACGCACAGCCUGCACCGGCCGCGCUCGCUCGCCUCGCUCAACACCGAGCUCACGGAGACGCGCUCGCUCACCGAGGUCACGGACGCCUCGCACGCAAAGUACCGCGUGGCCAGCAUGCUGGCCCCCGCCUCGCCGCCGCCCCCACCCGUCGUCGCGCCGGCCUCCGCCACCACCACCAGUCACGUGACCGAGGAGUACCGCGAACUCAGCCGCGAGGAGGUCGAGCCGCUAGUCGAGCCGAUCGUGGCGGCGCGCCGGCCCGAGAUCACGACCCACGAGGUCGACGACGUCUUUCUGCGCACCGUCACCGAGAAGAAGACCAUCGAGGACAUCGAGCGCCACCGGCGCCAGGUGACCGAGUACCACGCGCGCCAGCAGCAGCAGCAGCAGCAGCAGCCGCCCGACUCCAAGUGGGACGUAACCAUCCGCAACUACCCGCGCGAGGAGCUGCUGCCGCCCCAGCCGCCCGACUGGGAGAACUUCUCGGACGUGAGCUCGGCCUCGAACCUGACCUUCGGCCAGAGCGAGGCCAAGCUGCGGGAGCAGUCCACGGAGCUGCAGAUGGAGCAGCCCAUGGAGCAGCCCAUCGACGUGCACAUCCAGCCGACGUACGUGCCGACGCGGCGCGAGUCCGAGGAGGAGCGCAGCGCCGGCGGCAGCGCCUGGUACAACCUCGAGCGCGUGCUCGAGCCGCAGUACGCGAGCGAGCUGACGCCGGGCGAGCGGCACAAGUGGCGCGAGAUCAUCACGACCGAGAGCACGCUGCGCACCCUGCUGACCGAGGCCAUCGUCAAGGAGGACUACGAGCUCAUCCGCAAGGACGCGAGGUACGUCAACCUCUUCCCCCCGGCCAAGUGGGACGUCAUCAUCCGGAUCAUCAGCCCCCCGGCGGGCCAGCCCGGCCAGCCCUCCGGCUCCGGCUCCUCGAAGGCCAGCGGCCAGCGCUACAAGCGCGCCGGCAAGCCCGCCGACUGGGACAACCGCUCGAGGCGCUCCUCGCUGCCCACGCUCUACGAGUACGAGAGCGACGGCGGGAGCCUGGUCGCGCCUGAGCAGCUGCGCGGACACGUCUCUAUCGGGCCCGGCGCGCCCGGCAGCCGCGUCAGGAAGCUCAGCUCGACGACGCGCGGCGGCAGCGAGGCGGACCUGCGCUCCAUGUCGGAGAUGACUGUGCGCGACUUCGCCCGGCUCGACAGGGACGACCAGACGAGCCUGUCCUCGUUCGAGGGCGACUCGCUGGUGCGCUCGCUCUCGCAGCCGAGCCUCGCGCGCUCCGGCUCCGAGUUCACUGAGCACUGGGGCGUGCCCGCGCGCAACCUGCCUCACUGGGGCCUCGACGACGACGAGCUGCAGCUCUGCAGCUCGACCGACACGACCCCGAGGCCCAUCCGGAGGGAGGUCGUCGCCGCCACCAGCUCGAGCUUCGAGCAGCAGCAGCAGCAGCUCUCGCGGCAGGCGGCGGCCGGCGGCAGCAGCAGCAACUUCGCCAGGUCGGCCAGGUACAGCGAGCGGGAGGUGCACGUGCAGCAGAGCGGCGCCGGCCAGAGGCCCUCCAGCUGGUUCCACGACGACUCCGAGCCCGAGAUGCAGAUCUGAGCGCUUGCGCACUUCGCCUCCGAGCCUCCUCGCCAGGAACCGCCAGGUUACCAUAGCUCCAGAUGAUACUCCCGCGGGCGGCUCUCGAUUAGCGCCGCUCACCGGGUGCUCGCUGCUGCUGGACUUUCCACUUGCCACUCGGCGCCUUCCACCUCUUUGAUGUGUAUCCUCCGCUACUACCUCUGGCGUGUUCUUCCGUCCUUCUCUCCUGUUCCAGCGUCUCUUCCUCAGCAUCGCAGCCGAGACGCCGAGUGGGACUGUAGAGUCCGGCGCCCGUACUCUGCGUAUAUCCUAGGCGCGUUCGCGAGAUGCAGAGCGCGAAAUUAACGCCUCCUUUCUCGUCUCCUCUUCCCUGCUUUCCGUGCAGCGAGGAGCGAGCCGUACUCGCGAGGAGAAGAACGCCUCGGAGUUGGCUUCCUAACACAGAGUGAGGGAGAGGCAGCUUGAGGCAGCUCUUCUGCUGGAUUCGAAGCUCUUUCUCUCUCCCCAAACGCAUUAGUGAUAAUAGUUACGUAAGUUUCCCAAGACAAGUUAAACACGAGCGACAAGUAAUACACGGUGCUGGGUCUUCUGCGCUUUUCGACGACGAAA